CGCGGGGACACGGGGGGAGCACAGUAGGGUCGAACCUGUGGUGGCAUCUCCACCGAGUACACCGCCAUGGCCAUUGUAUUUCCAGACAUACUGCGACUUUAGACCGAGAAAACUUUGACGCCGAGACAAACGGAAUCCUCCAGACCGAUAAACACACACUUUUCACUGCCAGCGUAGUACAUACAUUUAUGUGUAUGAAGGAUAGUUAACGAUAUCGAGUAAAGUGUCCGCAACCUGUGGAGCAAAGUGGAGUGGACUCGUAAUGUCGUAAACCCAGAUGUUGGGGAUGACUGCAAAGGCGCACUAGCACGUGACGUCCAGAUUCGGUAGUCUCCGAACCCUCUAGAACGCCCAUUCCACUCAACCCCCCACCCCCCGCUUCAUGUCGCUCCUACCAGUAUUCUAGACAUGGCCAUAUCACUGCUGCCCAAAGAACUCCGCUUACAAAUUUGGGCCAAUGUAUACUUCAACGAACCACCUCGGCUAGUGGCUUUGGAAACUAAGCCUCACGAUGAGGGGCACGACGAGCAACACUUUUGCCCACGGUAUUGCCCCAGCCCGGCUCCCAUAGCCGUGAACCUGUGUCAGGAGUCGCGUACAGAAGCUCUUUAUCAGGCCACCAAGGCGAACCACAUUGUCCAUCUCCCCGCUGGACUCACGGGAACCAGUUGUGACGAUUUCUAUUUCCGCGUGGACACAGACAUUCUACUACUUCAGCUCCAUGGGUCGCGCGUGAAACACUACGAUGAUUCACCAGAAGUGGGUUUGUUGGCUCAUUUUCUCCUUGCGACUGGCUGCCAUCCAACAAAACUGAGAACUAUUGCCAUAACCAAAGUCAUUCUACACGGGUUUCGAGACGGCAGCCUGUCCAAUGUUUUGCGGGGGUUUCCCAACAUCUCACGCAUGGUCAUGAUGCUGACAGAAGACGUUUGGGACAACGAUGCACAGAAGGAACUGUUUGUUCGUGCAGCUGCGAGAAUAGUACGUAUGUACAAACUCGAUCUCAUGAACCAUGCUCGCGCCUUGGGCGAAACGUUCAAAGCACAUCCUUUUGAUGUCGACUUUGCGACGUUUCGUUGUGGGCGUCUAGAUAUAGUUCCCAAGGACGUGUGGAGAGACUGGAGCGAUGGCGGCGACGAGUGGGCGACACUAGAUAAUUCUGAGCCCUUUUGGUAAUACAUGCAUUACUAUGCACAUC
This is a messenger RNA of Bipolaris sorokiniana ND90Pr, 1198 nucleotides long. RefSeq lists its product as uncharacterized. The coding region runs from base 409 to 1176 and encodes 255 amino acids. The record is from RefSeq and is a predicted model, not a curated record. Lineage: Eukaryota; Fungi; Ascomycota; Dothideomycetes; Pleosporales; Pleosporaceae. The transcript has a single exon.